Kwoniella botswanensis is the source of this 756-nucleotide messenger RNA. RefSeq lists its product as uncharacterized. Gene Ontology annotation, biological process: cytosolic ribosome assembly. Gene Ontology annotation, cellular component: mitochondrial matrix. Lineage: Eukaryota; Fungi; Basidiomycota; Tremellomycetes; Tremellales; Cryptococcaceae. The record is from RefSeq and is a predicted model, not a curated record. Bases 1 to 756 code for a protein of 251 amino acids. The transcript is spliced from 6 exons.
AUGUCUUUCAGAGCCCUCAGACCUGUCCUUCGAGCCAGCACCAACCUCGCUGCCAGACGUGCUGUAGCUCCCGUAACUAGACCUCUGGCAGUCAGAGCUUUCAGUCUGACUGCUCGACGAAUGGGUAGCGGAGAGACCGACUCAACACUUGCAUCAGCUCUUGCCGCCGAACACAAAUUCGAACUCGAGAAUGCCGCUCAAUUACCUGAAGUACCAGCUUUCAUCGAGACCUUCAAGACUCAGGGCGUAUGGGAGAUUCAAGAUAUCCCAGGGGAAGAUGAUGUGAUAUUGACUAGGAAGUUUGGUAAUGAAACCCUCAAACUCACAUUCCAAAUAUCCGAUUUGGACUCCUUCGAACCACCUUUAAUCGAGAACGAAUCAGGCGAAGAGAUCGAACCCAGCGGUCCAACGAGCAUAGCAUGUUCAUUGGUAAUUACCAAAUCGGCAACUCCAGGAAGUUUAAUGGUAGAUUUGGAAACUUGCGAUGAAGGUUUUGAAAUUACCAAUAUUGCCGUAUAUGAGAAGGCCCUGGCGGAGAAGGAGGGUGCCGAGGGUGAUUGGGAGAGGAGAUCGAAAUAUAUGGGUCCUCAAUUCGAUCACCUCGACCAAGCUGUCCAAGAAGCAUUUGGAGCUUACCUUGCUGAACGAGGAGUUGACGAGGCUUUGGCCGACUUCGUCCUCUCAUACUGCGAGCACAAGGAGCAGAAGGACUACGUAUCUUGGUUGGACCAAGUCCGAGGAUUCGUGGAGCAAUGA